This is a messenger RNA of Dufourea novaeangliae, 1908 nucleotides long. RefSeq lists its product as uncharacterized. The transcript is spliced from 5 exons. The record is from RefSeq and is a predicted model, not a curated record. Gene Ontology annotation, molecular function: DNA-binding transcription factor activity, RNA polymerase II-specific; RNA polymerase II cis-regulatory region sequence-specific DNA binding. Gene Ontology annotation, cellular component: nucleus. Gene Ontology annotation, biological process: regulation of transcription by RNA polymerase II. Lineage: Eukaryota; Metazoa; Arthropoda; Insecta; Hymenoptera; Halictidae. Bases 1 to 1908 code for a protein of 635 amino acids.
AUGCAUCUCGAGGAUUACCACGCGGACAGGAACGAGGAGGACGUCCAACGGGCGGUCUCGAGGAGUAUCAAGCAAGAGAACUUCAACCCCGUACACCUUGCAUCCAUCCCGACGAUGACGAUCAACCCCCAGCAUGCCUGUUGGGCAACGUCUCAAGCGGACACCGGUGUGUCCUCGCCGAUUCUACCGAAUAAUUCGAGUCCUCACGAGUACACAGACUGGGAACAACUCACCGCCGCGUUCCAAUACCCGUAUCAACAGAAUCUCUUGACGGACAGAUCGCCAUCGGGUAGCACAGGCAGCGAGGCGACCACACCGACCUGGAACAACGUUGUCCACAGCGACUCGACGGACUGUUCAAACGGACAAAGACUGCCCUCGGUGGGCUCGGCUUUCUCCUUCUCCCGGAGCUUCUGCAACACCGUUUACCCGGAUUAUCAGGGUUAUCCGGAAUACCAGGAAUAUCAAGACGACGUCACAGUAUCCUUACCGUUGAUUCUGCACUCGCACACGGACGGCUUCACCGGGCCGAUGCAGACGGCCACCGACGAGUUCGAUCUCAGCUUGAUCAGAGGCGAUCCCACGUCGUUGAUGAACAACGUUCUGUCACCAUCCUCGCCGUCGUCCACUUACCUCGACGAACUACCGGACCCGUUCUCCAAUCUGAACGGUUCGUGCUACGCGGUUGGCCACUUGGUCUCCGGGCAACAGACCACCACCCCGACGAUGACGUUCGCCAAUGACACCGGCCCAGCUGACGGUUUCGGCAACCAGGUCGUUCUUCCGAGGAACGAAGGUCUGCUGCUAGCCGACCGACGGGUGCCCGUGUCCAAGGCUGAAACUGAGAAACGGGGCAAGUCUUAUGACUGCUCAACCGCCGAGGACAAUCUGACGUCCACGUAUCAGUGUCGGUGGAUAGACUGUGGCUGCGCGUUCGCUGAACAAGAAGGUCUAGUACGACACAUAGAGAGACGACACGUCGAGUCCUCGUCGUCCAACCCGCAUGGACACAGCAGACGGGUACAGAGAGACAGGGACAAGGACAAGGACAAGGAAAAAGACGCGGAUGGUUACACCGGAACCGGCCAGGACGAGUUCGCUUGCCUUUGGCAGGGCUGUCCGCGCGCGCGACCAUUUAAUGCCAGAUACAAACUACUGAUACACAUGAGGGUUCACAGCGGGGAGAAACCGAAUAAGUGUCCGUUUAGCGGAUGCAAGAAGGCCUUCUCGCGGCUGGAGAACCUGAAGAUCCAUCAAAGAUCUCAUACAGGUGAGAGACCGUACGCGUGUCAGCAUCGCGGCUGUUCGAAGGCGUUCAGCAACAGCAGCGAUCGCGCGAAACACCAAAGAACACAUUACGAUACGAAACCGUACGCCUGUCAAGUGACCGGAUGCGGAAAACGGUACACCGAUCCGUCGAGCCUGAGGAAGCACGUGAAGAACCACUCGGAGCCGAGCACGCCGCUGUCCACCCUAACCACGACGUCCGAGACCAAAAGUUCCGCGAGCAUUACCGUCAACGCGAUCAAUGUGUCGCGACACGAUCUGAUUUCUACGACUUCGAGGCAGCAGCAGCAGCAGCAGGUGCAAACCGCUGUCGUUUUCCCCGCGGAAUCGAAUUAUCGGUCAUAUAAGACUUCAGAGUCUUACGCGGACGAGGACGCCGACUUGUUCCAGACGAAUCUGUGUCAGGUCGAGAGGAUUUCCAUGAGCCUUGACAGCAAUCAAGAGUACGUCCCCAUUGAGUCCGUGAAGCGUUUCCUUAUCGACGAUGUCAGCAACUCACACGUGGCCGGAACAGGCUACUGCGAAGAGGACGUGGCCGAUUUCCAGGAACUUGGCUCGGACAUCGAACAACAGUUUCUCGAGCUAAGCAGCUUGGACGACGCGGUGUUCAUCGACGGUUAA